AUGUCGUCAAAUUCAACACAGACCCGAUGUUAUCCCGAAGAUCACUUAUUACUUAUGGGGAAUCUGGAAAAAUACAUUAAUAAUUACAUCUUUCCUAUACAAUUUCUGAUAACCGUAAUUGGAAAUCUGCUGACGAUGUCCGUACUGCUCAGUGCUCACAUGAAAAAUAGGGCAAAUCAUAUACUGGCUUGCUUAGCUUUAUGUGAUAUUUUGGUUUUCGUCAUGAUGUUUUCACAUUAUCUCGCCUCCAUCGACUUCUUUUCUCAGAGUGUUGAUUUUCGAUUAUUUCAUUUUCAUACAAAAGUUCAUUUUGCUGCUCUCACAAAUUGGUUUUCGGCUGCAGCCAUUUGGUUCAUUCUGGCUGUUUCGAUAGAACGUUUGAUGAUCAUUAAGUAUCCUUUUAGGUCAUUAGAAGCUUACAACAGUAAAAGAGUCUUCCUACUGACAUCAUCCAUAUUCACAUUGACAUUUAUUCUAACGAGUUACCAUCACGUAUCUCAUACCUGUUUAUCAUGGAUCGUUUGUAAUGAAACUCAGGCAGUUGGAAUAUGCUUUCCAAAUGUGAUGGAUUCAUUUGGAAGAAGGCCAAAUCCAACAUCUUCUUUAGUAAAAACAUGGAUAAACAUUUCUAUUUAUUUGAAUGCCGGUUUUGCUGUUCUAUUGCCAAUCAUUGCAGUAGCUAUCAUUAAUAUAUCUUUAAUACGUCUACUUAAAAGACGAAAUAAUGAGGAAUUAAUAUUGAAUAAUGUUAAUAUGAACACAACGACAUUGCAUGAACAGGAAAAGAAAAUGACAAACACUGUGUUGGCUAUCGUAUCGUGUUUUUCGUUAACUCAAGGACCGUCAGCUCUAGUUUUUACUUUACAUCGAUUGUAUCCAAAUGCUCCAGUUAUGAGAGAUAUUUCCAUUAUUGCAAAUCAAUUGGUCUUGACGGGAAAAAUGCUAAAUGUGGUUUUAUUCUGUUUAACAUCUGAGAGUUUCCGCAAAAAAAUGAUGCACACCUGCAGAUGCUGGAUGCUCAUGAUCUUCUAUUGCGAUCGUUCCAAAGCUCGAUGGCGCAUAUCUCGGGAACAGUCAAAAUCCAUAGUGACGCAAAAGACAUCCAUCGUGUAUUCUCCAUCUGGACGAACACGACGUGUAUCAGCUUUAUCUGAUUCCAUUUCCAUGAGAACGCAAGUUCAACGAGAAAUUGUUGAUUCUCCUUUGGUCUCGUCCAGAAGUCAGCAAUCUUAA
Auanema sp. JU1783 is the source of this 1233-nucleotide messenger RNA. The record is from the annotation of a GenBank genome assembly. Lineage: Eukaryota; Metazoa; Nematoda; Chromadorea; Rhabditida; Rhabditidae.